UUGUCAUCAAAAAUGAAUAUUGCUCGUACAGUGUGUGCAAUAAAACAUACAAGUUUCGGCAAAAAUGUCGUCAGAAAAUUUCGAAUUUCGUCCGCAAAUUAUGAAUCCUCACAAGCUACACAGCCACAGGUUAAAGAAGAGACAUUCAACUUCGAAGAUUUAAAAACAGUUGAACGUACGGAACGUAGAAAAGAGAAAAUACAGCCCUUCAUGAAGGACGUAUUUGUUUCGGUGUUCAAUCGCGACUUACUGGCAUUCCCUGAAAUUUUAAACAAAGACGAGUCCGAGGCACUUGACCAAAGAGUUAAUAUUCUCGAAAAAGUCUUCACUGACCCGGAAAAAUCAAAAAGCGAUCGCAAGGAAGCUCUCAAACGUAUCGGGUUGUAUGGAGCUCCAGUAAAACUGACCAACGGAGGCCUGGCUAUGAAUAUGACAGAAAGUAUAAGGUACUUAGAGACUGUAGGGCUAGAUCUCGAGCUCGGACAGCAAAUUAGUGACCAUUGGGUGGCAUUGGAGGCUUUAAAAGUUGGUUUUAGUGAAGAGAACUUUCAGAAAAUUGUUGACGACUUGAUUAGCGGAGAAAACCCUAUAGGGUUGUGCAUUAAAGAGAAAUUGGCUGAAAGGAUAUCACAGGCGGAUUUUAGGACUACCGCUGAGUUAGAUUCACGAGGUAUUUGGAGGAUCUCAGGUGAAAAAAUUUGCUUCAAUCAAGGCGGAUAUUACCUGGUGCUAUCUGCAGUUGAGGCAGACAGGUUGAAGGCAUUUUUGGUACAUCCCAAUGCUGAGGGUAUCACCUGUGACGAGAGUUGUGUUACGUUUUUGAAAACUCCUGGUACGCCUCUAGAUCAAUGCACUGAACAACAAAUAGCACAGACGUUGGGCCUGUCUAGACUGCAGACCGCCACGCUUUGUCGACGAGCCCUUCACAGCGUACUCAAACAUACUGAAGUUUUUGUUCACAGUCGUGCACUUGUUGGGAAACCUCUAGCAGAAAUGCCGACAAUUCGUUCCGUGAUAGGAGACACUCUGCUUGAUUUAUAUGCGAGCGAGAGUGCAGAAUAUUUUACAGCUGGAUUACUCGAUGGAUACAUGGAGCCUGAUGCUGAGGUUGAAGUGGCCAUGUGCAGGAACUUCAUAGGAAACCGCAGCCUAUCGGCAGCCCUAAACCUCCUCGCUAUACCGUCACUAGAGAUGCCCCAAGAGACAGCUGUACUACUCAAUAACAUGCGGGAACUAGUGUUGCGCGGCGAGACUCUACCGACCACAGUCAGUAUGUUUAUUGCUCUGAACGGCAUCCACCACGCGGGCAAACUGAUGGCGGACGAGGUGAAGCAAAUACGCAACCCCUUAUUCCACCCAACGUUUAUUUUCAGGAAGGUUAUUGCGAAUCGCCAUCAGGAAAGAGACGAUCCAAAACUAGAUCUCUAUUUAGCGGAACAUCUGCACCCUUCUCUAAAAUCACACGCGGAGCAAUUGGAAUAUUGCGUGCUGAGAAUGAAAUUCGCCUCUGAGACCUUAUUAAGCCGACAUGGAGUUGAUAUUGGAACUGCUUGCACGUAAGUAUAUUAUCCGGUA
This is a messenger RNA of Hyposmocoma kahamanoa, 1575 nucleotides long. It is a transcript of the gene Egm, whose product is annotated as acyl-CoA dehydrogenase family member 9, mitochondrial. Gene Ontology annotation, molecular function: flavin adenine dinucleotide binding; acyl-CoA dehydrogenase activity. NCBI's taxonomy places the organism in Eukaryota, Metazoa, Arthropoda, Insecta, Lepidoptera, Cosmopterigidae. Bases 13 to 1560 code for a protein of 515 amino acids. The record is from RefSeq and is a predicted model, not a curated record. The transcript is spliced from 7 exons.